GAUAAAGUGCCAAGAGAGGUUAUGUGGAGAUGCUUGGAGGCUAAAGGUGUACCUGUGGAGUACAUUAGAGCGAUCAAGGAUAUGUAUCAUGGAGCCAAGACUAGGGUAAGGACUAUAGGAGGAGACUCGGAGCACUUUCCAGUUCUGAUGGGUUUGCAUCAGGGAUCAGCUCUUAGCCCAUUUUUAUUUGCCUUGGUGAUGGAUGGAUUGACGCGACAAAUUCAAGGUGAGGUGCCAUGGUGUAUGUUGUUCGCAGAUGACAUAGUCUUGAUUGACGAGACUCGUAGUGGAGUUAACUCUAAGCUAGAGGAUUGGAGACAGACGUUAGAGUCUAAAGGAUUCAAGUUGAGUAGGACCAAGACAGAGUACUUGGAGUGCAGGUUCAGUGGCGUACCUCAGGAGGCUGACGUGGAAGUGAAGCUUGGUACCCAGGUCAUUCAAAAGAAAGGAAGUUUCAAGUAUCUUGGGUCUAUUUUACAAGGAAAUGGGGCUAUUGAUGAUGAUGUCACACAUCGUAUUAGUGCAGGAUGGUUGAAAUGGAGACUCGCUUCCGGAGUGUUAUGUGACAAGAAAGUGCCACAAAAAAUUAAGGGCAAGUUUUACAAAGUGGUGGUUAAACCGACUCUGUUGUACGGGGCAGAGUGUUGGCCGGUCAAGAACUCUCACGUGCAGAAGAUGAAAGUCGCGGAAAUGAGAAUGCUACGGUGGAUGUGUGGGCACACUAGAGAUAGGAUCGGGGAAUGAGGACAUCGGGACAAGGUAGGAGUGGCAUCGGUGGAGGACAAGAUGCGGGAAGCGAGGCUGAGAUGGUUUGGGCAUGUGAAGAGGAGAGACAUAGAUGCCCCAAUGCGGAGGUGUGAGAGGUUGGCUAUGGACGGUUUUAGGAGAGGUAGAGGAAGGCCAAAGAAAUAUUGGGGAGAGGUGAUUAGGCAGGACAUGGCGCAGUUUCAGAUUACCGAGGACAUGAACUUAGAUAUGAGGUUGUGGAGGGCUCAGAUUAGAAUACAAGGCUAGUAGGUAGUCUCGCUUUUCUGUCGCACUAGUAGGCGUAGUUUUGCUCUAUUUAUUAUUGCCCUUUGAUUCUUGCUUUUAUGUGUUGGGUCUUGUCUUUCCAUGCUGUUUUAUCAUGACUUCUUUGCUCUUGUUAUUUCUUAUUUUCGCAUUGCUUUGAUUUGUUUGUCGAUACCUGACUUUCUUCCCUUAUUUUCUUUUGAGCCGAGGGUCUUUCGGAAACAGCCUCCCCACCUUCCAAGGUGGGGGUAAGGUCUAUGUACACUUAACCCUCCCCAGACCCCACACUGUGAGACUCAACUAGGU
Molecule: messenger RNA, 1317 nt
Organism: Lycium ferocissimum
Lineage: Eukaryota; Viridiplantae; Streptophyta; Magnoliopsida; Solanales; Solanaceae
Source: RefSeq, a predicted model, not a curated record